GCAGGGGGCUGGCGGCCAGAGGCACUGAGCCUGGGAGCAGGGUCUCUCACAUUGGGGCAGGAAGUUUGAGGUGCAGAGCAGCUGGGGAGCCCCAGAGGCCUGAGGGGGGCAGGGAGGGUGAGUGUGGGGAGGGGAGCGGAAGUCGGAAGCCGCUGCCGCCACGUUCACCGUUCACAGGGCGGGCGGACCGGGCGGCAGGAUAGCUCCAGGGGAGCCAGGGCCACGCAUCCCUUCCCGGUCCUCUGGAGGUGAGCAAGGGUACCUGCGGGGUCCCGGUUGCCCCCCUGGCCAGCGCUCCCUCUAAUCCACACAAUGGGCUUGUGAAGGCAGAUGUUCCUGAAGACUCUAGCGCAGCUUAUGCUCAUUGGAUGAUGGGCGACGACGGACUCUGUGGCCACCCCAGACCCGUGGAAAUCCUCGACAUCUGUUUGGGAGACAACCUGCAGCCCCACUCGGAAGCCCACCUAGGGGAGACCUAUGGCCACCCUGAGCCUCUUGAACCUCACGGGGAGCAGACCUGGGCCUCUGUCCCUCCUGAUGCCGUGAGGCCUGAUGUUUGUCCCCAGGGCUCCAGCCCAGAGCCCAUGCACCUGGGGAGCGGCUCUUCCCAGGAACAGGCAGGACAGAAAACCACCUCCCCCGGGUCUUCCAGGGACAGCCAGCCUCUGGGGAGCCCAGGGCAGAGCCAGAGCACAUCCACACAGGUGGUGUUCUGGGCGGGGAUCCUGCAGGCCCAGAUGUGUGUGCUGGACCUGGAGGAGGAGCUGGAGAAGACAGAAGGGCUCAGAGCUGAGCUGAGAUGCUGCAUUCCCGCGGCCCCUGCAGACCUCCCCACUUUUCCCUCCAGCCCAGUUGGCCCCCGGAACUCGGGCCUCCUCCCCAGCCCACCCAUGGAUGCGGAUGAGGCCUCAGGGGAAGACAGCAGCGGGCCAGAAGGAGAGACCCAGAACCCAGCAUGGCCGAGGGAGGGCGCGCUGGACUUGUCUCCCGAGUGGAGUGCCGAGGAGGAGAGCAUCUUCUUUGACAACCCGCUCUUCCUGGAGAGCCCUUGCUCAGACACCAGUGCAUCUGAAACGCAUUUUUCCUGGGGCUUCUCGGACUCCUAUGUAGAUGUGAGGACUGGGCCCCAGAGCCCACAGACCCUGGAGCCUCCACCCCCGGGAGGCAGAGUGCCCUGGGAGCUGGGCGGUGAGCCGGAUCUGGGGGAGAGCACAGCAGAGUCCAGCGGGCACACCACCCCUCCAUUCCCUGUGCCCACCUACAGGCCACACUCUUUCUCCUGGGUCGUGGUGGAUACCCCCGAGGGGGCUCCCUCAGCACCUUCCAGCCAGGAGGAGACCAAGAGUUCUCUGAGAGACAGCCUUGAGCCUGCCUCGCCUGCAGCAUCCUGUGUGGACCAGACAGUUAGCUGGGAGACAGAACAUGUGGAAUCUAACGGCAGACCUGCCACACAUCCAGUGCAACCUUGGGCCGGGCCCAGCACCCAGGGCUGGCCAACCAAGGUCAUUCCUUCCUGGCCCCCAGGGCCUCUUAGCUCCCAGGACAGAGGUGACAAGGAUACAGAGUGUGUCCAGGAGUCUGCUCCCUGCACCGUGGCCCCUGGCCACCCCUGGGGGAGCCCAGCCUCUUCGCCGGAGCCGAGCAGCCCUGAGUCUGGGGUCAGAGGCUCCAACUCCCUGCUCAGCCCUGUCUCCCGGGAAGGCAGCCUGCGGCUGCAGGGCCGCCCCCCAGACAGUGUUCUUCCUGAGUGGACACUAGAUGCUCCAAGCCCUUCAUUCCUGGAGACAGAUGGGGUGCAGCCAGGUUCCCUGGAAAAAGAGGAGGCAGGAGAGGCCCCAAACCGAGGGAAGGAAGUAAAGUUAAGCCCCGCCAGGACUGCGGAGGCCGGAGCCAGACAGCCUGACACUUGCCUGACUUCUGCAAAAACGCUUCCUGGGAGCCCUGUGCCCCAAGUGCAACCCCCAGAGGAAGGCCAGAGGCCCCCGGCUGGAGACAAGCUGGCGAAUGGUGUCAGGACUGACAAGGUGGCCUGGAACUUGGCCUCUCGCCUCUAUCACCUGGAGGGCUUCCGGAAGUCUGAAGUGGCCGCCUACCUGAGGAAGAACAAUGACUUCAGCAGGGCCGUGGCUGAGGAGUACCUGUCCUUCUUCCAGUUCGGAGGCCAGAGCCUGGACCGCGCGCUCCGGGGCUUCCUCCAGGCCCUGGUGCUUAGUGGGGAGACCCAGGAACGAGAGCGGAUCCUCUACCAGUUCUCCAAGCGCUUCCAUCACUGCAACCCCGGGCUUUUCUCCUCAGUAGACUGCGUGCACACCUUGACUUGCGCUAUCAUGCUCCUUAACACGGACCUGCAUGGACAGAACAUUGGGAAGAGCAUGAGCUGCCAGGAAUUCAUAACCAACCUGAAUGGCCUGAGGGACGGCGGGAACUUCCCCAAAGAACUGCUCAAGGCCCUCUACUGGUCUAUCCGAAGUGAGAAGCUUGAGUGGGCCGUGGAUGAAGAAGACGCAGCCAGGCCCGAGAAGGCCCGGCCGUCUCCCCCGGCUGGCAAGAUGAGCAACCCUUUCCUCCAGCUGGCCCAGGACCCCACGGUGCCCACCUACAAGCAGGGUUUCCUGGCCCGGAAGAUGCACCAGGAUGCCGAUGGCAAGAAGACGCCGUGGGGUAAGCGCGGCUGGAAGAUGCUCCACACCUUACUUCGAGGGAUGGUCCUCUACUUCCUGAAGGGAGAGGACCACGGCCUUGAUGGGGAGAGUUUGGUGGGGCAGAUGGUGGACGAGCCGGUGGGGGUGCACCACUCACUAGCCACCCCCGCCACGCACUACACCAAGAAGCCUCAUGUCUUCCAGCUGCGCACGGCUGACUGGCGCCUCUACCUCUUCCAGGCACCCACUGCCCAGGAGAUGACUUCCUGGAUCGCGCGCAUCAACCUAGCCGCCGCCACGCACUCGGCUCCGCCUUUCCCCGCUGCGGUGGGCUCCCAGCGCAAAUUCGUCCGGCCUAUCCUGCCCGUGGGCCCAACCCAGGGCUCCCUGGAGGAGCAGCAUCGAUCCCACGAGAACUGCCUGGACGCAGCCUCUGACGACCUGCUGGAUCUGCAGAGGAACUUACCCGAGCGGCGAGGCCGCAGCCGGGAGCUGGAAGACUACCGCUUGCGGAAGGAGUACCUGGAGUACGAGAAAACUCGCUAUGAGACCUACCUGCAGCUGCUCGUGGCCCGUCUGCACUGCCCGUCAGAAGACCUGGACCUGUGGGAGGAACAGCUGGGGAGGGAGGCUGGAGACCUGCAGGAGCCCAAGCCCAGCCUGAAGAAGUCCCACUCCAGCCCAUCGCUGCAUCAGGAUGAGGCCCCCACCACAGCCAAGGUCAAGCGCAACAUCUCGGAGCGCAGAACCUACCGGAAGAUCAUCCCCAAACGGAACCGCAAUCUACUGUGAAGCCGGGGCCACCUCACCAACUCCCCCCCGCGACCUGGGCCUGCGGUGGAUUUGGGAUGAAACCCUAGGAAGAGCCUUAUAUCAGCGGGUCCCUGCUGAGGAUGGGGCCCUGCCUCUUCCCCGUGGAAGGAUACCCUAGUGUGGUCCCCCACCUUCGCUCCCUCGCACACCACACUGGAGUUCUGACACUGUUGCCCCCACCCCGGCUGCUCCCAAGAGAGGACAGAGGUCAAGGACUUGACUCAGCUGCCACAGUUCAUCCCAUUCUACCUUCCAUCCCUUCAGAAGCCACAGAAGACACCUUUCCUGGACCUGGGGGAUUUCUUAGCUCUCUGUUUGAGAGUCAGAGGCCCCGCGAGCUCCCCCAUCCUCGGGGACAAAGACCAGGGCAGCAGAGACCUCGGCAUAGACAGGCUAGGGGAGCUGCUGCGCUGGGAGCGGUCUUGCUCUGGAAAUCAGGUGACUUGCUGGAAGAGGUCCUGGGAGACCCCAGCUGGGCCCUGCCCACUGCGGAGAACAGCAUUCUGGGCAGGAGCAGAGACUCGGCAAGUUCAAGGGCUCAGUGAGGCUGGCUCUGGGGCCCCCUGCCUUUGUCUGGUCUUCCCUACAUCCUGCACACAGAGGGGGCAGAUGAGGGAGGCUCUGCCUCCCAUGGCCAAUGGCUGAUCAUCAGAGUGGAACCAACGGUGGUCAGCGAGGGCCGGAAGGGGUGGGGGCGCCCAGAGCUCAGUGGAGAGCCCUGCCACAAGGGCCUUUGCCUCCCCAGAGCAGGGAAGGAGGUGCUCCAGGUUCAGGGAGGCUAAGGGUAAGAGGUGGUGAUGCAUGCUGUGUUCCCUGGGGGCUCUGGAGAGUUGUGAGGGGCGGUGAAGGCCUGGCUCCCUCCCCACACACCCCUCCCCUGGAAGCUCCAGGACUCACUCAGGGACCCCUUCCCUGCCCCAGCUUGCUCCCAGGGGCCCUUGCCACCCUCCCUGGGAAGCCCCCUUGUGCUCCCUUUGGCUGCGUCCCAGCUGGGCUGUUCACCGGACACUCGAGGACCCGAGGCUCUGCCUGUGGGAAGGAGGCCGGGCCGCCAGGCAGCCACCAUUGUCUCUGUUCAGCCAAGUGUGAGACCCGGCUGCCCGCCAAAAGGGGCCUCUCGCUACCCGCCUGCUGGCUGACGCACGCACGGCCUCUCCAGCCUUCCUGCUGCCCUGCCCUCCCCUUCGUGCUUGUAACCAGCCCUGGGGCCUGCAACUCCACCGGGUGGGGCUGGCACUUGAGGGUCACCAACAAGUGUCUGCCCGUGGCUGGGCCACACACCCAAUGGGUGCACAAUAAUACAGACCAGUGAAGAAGGAGGUGUGUACCAGUGAGGGGCGUGGGAGGGGCAGGCAGCUCUGGGCAGCUGAGGCCACCUGCAGGGUGGCAGGCCGGGUUCCCUUUGCCGUGUGUGUGCAUGUGCGUGUCUGUGUGGGUCUGUGUGUGCAUGUAUGUGUCUGUGUGUGUGCAUGUCUGUGAACGUGUGUGUAGCACGCUAAUCGUGUGCAGGAGUCACAUAGGCUGUCACAGCAGGAGGGGACUUCAGAAUCAUUGAUUCAUCUGCUCAUGGGUUCAUUCUUUCAUUUCUCCAAUAAUGUUAAGUACCUUUAUGGGCCAGUACUAUGAGAUUCAGGCAUGAAUCCAGCAUGUCCCUGGCCUCCAGGAGAGGACCAUCCUGUUCUCUGGUGCCCAACUGGCAGUAUAGAGUGGCCCUGGAGGCAUUCCCAUCCUAUGCCCAGGAAUCUGGAUCCAGUAGGUCUGGGUCAGGGGCACCAACAGUAUUUUUAAGGCUCCUUGGGCCACUCUGAUGGUUGGAGGCCAGUUGUCUCAUUUGAUUGGGGUGGUAGACUAGCGCCGUGUGCACGUGACUUGGCCCACAAGUGAUGCUUACAGGCUGAACCACCGUGAGUGGGUUAUUUGACCUCACUGACCUGUAUCCUUAUUUCCAAAACCAGAAUAAAAGGCAGAGGCUUGUUGGCGUGCUUGCAUGUCUAUGACGCUUCCAUGCUUCUUUGCUGUCGUAGAACUUGUACCUCCCUUUCACCUGGGCACAGAAGGUCUCCAGAGCCAGGUGCUCCAGGCUGCUGGGGUGCCGCCUGUCCAGCUCUGCCUGAGCUGGGUUUGGCCUGGAGGCUUGAUGAGCUGUUAGGCUGCGGUUAUGACAUGUGACCACUGGAGGGCGGGCUUACAUCUCCCAAGCCUCAAGCACUAGGUGUCCGGCUGCAGCUAUGCCUUUGCAAGAACAGAAGUGAGUUGGGUGUUCCUGGCCAUCACCAGAACCAGGCUCUUCCAUUUCCCGAGGGCCAUAGUGGCCCAGGUCAGGCCUCCCACCAGGCCAGGCCUCCCACCAUCUGGACAGGCAAAGGGUUGGUACUUCAAUAUCUUCCUUCAGUGAAAUGCUUCUGCUUAGUUGCUCAGUUAUGUCCGACUCUUUGUGACCCCAUGGACUGUGACCCACCAGGCUCCUCUGUCCAUGGGAUUUUCCAGGCAAGAAUACUGGAGUGGAUUGCCAUUUCCUUCUCCAGAGGAUCUUCCCAACCCAGGGAUCGAACCUGCAUCUCCUGUGUCUCCUGCAUCACAGGCAGAUUCUUUACCCAUUGAGCCAUCUGGGAAGACCCUCUUGCUGCUGAUGGAGAGGAAAAAGCUUCUGGAGUCACAUGGGGACAGCCUAGGAUUCCCUACAGAAUAUUGUCUCAGGGAACCUACAACAGUGAAAAUUAAACUCAUUUAGUUUUCACCCAGUCCCAGGCCUGCGUAUGAAACAGGUCAAACCCCACGGGCCUAGACUGACCUUGUCUCCACCCUCCUUUUCCGUCCCACCCAGGAGUGGGCUGGUCCUUCCUUUGCAGGGGAAGCGACUGGACACAAGUUCUUGGGGAACAGCUCAGACUACGGAAGGCUGGUUGAAGUCUGUCCUCAAUGCCUCCUUUCCCAUCUAGGGAGCUCAGCUCUGCCGUGAGCCAGAUGACACCCCGAUGUAACCUUUUCCCUGUCUCUCAGCAUCUCUGCUCCAUCUGGCUUUCUGCUAAUGACAUUCAUUUAUUUGUUGUUUGGUGGGCACCAGGGAGGAGUUAAAGGUCACUAAGGCCUGAGGGCUGGGUCAUUUCCUUGCGGGGCUCAGAGUCAGAUGGGAACAAGAGGGCUUUGUCUGGGUUGGAGGAGCUGGACUGGAGGGUUGGAGGGGGGGGAUGGGGUAAGACAGAGUAGUCAGGGUGGGCUGAGGCCAGAUCGUAAAGGAAUUAGUGUCUAUGGCCGUACCAUCCUGAACACACCCGAUCUCAUCUGAUCUCAGAAGCUAAGCAGGCUUUGGCCUGGUUAGUACUUGGAUGGGAGAUCAUAAAGGAUUGGUGAGCAGCUCAGAAGGGUGAGUUUUGAGCAGAAGAGUGACCAGCUCAUGGCUUGGGAGAUAGCCUGGAAGUUUGGCUUUAAGAUGCAAUAAUUUGACUUAGUGAGCCUAGAAUAGGGUAGAUAAUGGCCUGGAGAUGUUUAUACUAUGUGUGCAACUUUUCUGUAAGAAAAGAGGGGGCAGAGAGAAUGACCUGGAACCUUGGGCCAACCUGGCAUUCUCACACUUGGCCUCCCCUCCCUUCUUGUUCCCCUCCCCCGACCUGCAUGCUGCCCUGCUCACUUAUGGGGUUUACUGAAUGUCACACUCUGUGUAAUGGCCCCUCCUCAUCACCUGCUCUGCCAACACCUUUGUUAUUGUUCAGUAGCUAAGUCAUGUCCCACUCUUUGCGACCCCAUGGACGGCAGCACACCAGGCUUCCCUGUCCACCACCAACUCCCAAAGCUUGCUCAAACUCAUGUCCAUUGAGUCAAUGAUGCCAUCCAACCAUCUCAUCAUCUGUUGCCCCCUUCUCCUCCUGCCCUCAGUCUUUUCCAGCAUCAGGGUCUUUUCCAAUGAGUUGGCUCUUUGCAUCAGGUGGCCAAAGUAUUGGAGCUUCAGCAUCAGUCCUUCCAAUGAAUAUUCAGGACUGAUUUCCUUUAGGAUUGACUGGUCUCAUCUCCUUGCUGUCCAAGGAACUCUUACGAGUCUUCUCCAGCACCACAGUUUGAAAGUAUCAGUUCUUUGACACUCAGCCUUCUUUACAGUUGAACCCUCACAUCCUUACAAUAACACUUUUGUCCCCAACUAUUCUGCAUCUAACUGGCGGCUCCACCUCUACCUGUUCCCUGCCUCCCGUGGAAGGGGUGCUCCCUGCCUUUCUGGGACUAUUCCCUCUCUCUCCCCAAUUUUCUGCCUGCCUUAGAGCUCCCCCUUGGGGGUCCCAUCUGGGUCUUGGGCCUAUGCUCUACCCUUUCAUUAUCUUGCCUUGUAAACAACUUGAAGAAUCACCAUCAGAAGGAAAAAAAAAAAACCUGUGUUUGACGCUCUGCUUCCUGUAGCCGAGACCCACAGAUGUGUAGUCUUUGCCAGCUGUUUUGCUCCCUCACCUGGUUCCAUUCACACCUGGCACGUUGGCCUCCAGCCACCACUCUCCACUGAUGACCCUCCAUCACCAAAGUCUCCUCAGCCUCCUCAGCCCUUCAUCUCUCAGCGACCUUUGGCCCCAUCCGCCCCUUGAUCUGUGGACCCUACACGAGGCCCAGUGUGACCUGCCCACUUGCUUAGCCUCUUGUGCUUCGGUUUGCUUCUCUAUAAAAUGGGGAUAAUAACACCACUUACCUCACAGGGCCCUUAAGUGAAAUUAUGCACGUAAACAACUCGGAACAAUGCCUGGCACAGGAGGAAGCCCGGUUAGCUAUUAGCACUGGCUUUGCCGGCCUUCCCUAGGCACCCUCCCGCCUCUGCCCUCAAACACAGGGUCCUUCUCCAAAGCUGGGCCUCCGCACUCGGCUCUCCCUCUGCCUGGACGUUGCGAGGGACAGAUGUCAACUCAGAUGGGCUUUAGCAGAAACGGACAUCGUUUGGCUCCAGUAACUUGACAGUCCAGGUCAGGUUCCACACUGAGCCAGGAGCCCAUUUCUCUCUUGUCCAGGGCUCCACCUCCCAGGUCUAGGGAGACAGGAGCAACCCUCUUGAUACCAACACUUAUGGACCAAGAUGGUCCCUAGGAACUCCCAAGACUCCCUCUUCUUGGUACAAACCCAGCACACAGAGAAUAUCUGCUUCUCAGAAAUGUUGAACUCAGGUCCAGAGUAUGGUCUCUUUGAGCAACAUACCUUGGGCCAGGUGCCCACCUCUGAGCCAAUCACUAGGGACUUAAGGUAAUCAGAGGCAUCCUUCCAAGUUGGGGGUGGGGUGUGGAGGCAAUGCCACCCAGAGGAUGGGGGCUGUGACCAGCUGCUGAGAAAUACUGAGAUCUAGGACUGGGAAGAGGAAAAACCCACAGCCAUCCACAUACCACUUCCUCCGUGAGGCCUUCCUUGCGUUCUCCUCCCCCAGUUAUUCCCUAUCACAUCAAAGCCAAAGUUUCUACAUCCCUCCCCUGCCCUCCUCUCCAGUCUUUCCUGUCUGUCUGCUCCCAGUGGAACAUAAACCUCCCAAAGGCGGGAACAAGGCAGGUUGUUUUCCAUCAUACUGCAGGGCCUUGUCCAAGGCCUGACUCUUGGUGUCGAAAAUUAUAAAUGUCAAAACUUUAUCCUCCCUGGGCUUCUAGUACUCCAUGUUCUCCUGGCUCUUCUUCUACUUCCUUACAUGUUCUUUUCCGUCUUUCCUCUGCUUGCAUUGCCCCCACCCCCAGCCUUGAACUGAGCCUUUUCCCAAAGGGAAACCUCAGAGGGCUUGCCUCACUGACUUCAGGGGCACCAGAGUAACUUCUGGGAAAAACUUCCAAAUCUAAGCUUUCAGCACUAAUAUUUUUUCGGAACUGCAGACCUGGAGUUCUGUCUGUAGGGAUGUGGACCCUCAAUAAAUCCUCCUGGAAAUAGUAAAUUUUUGUACCCACCCUACCCCCAUGUGUGCAUGCUCAAUCACGUAUGACUCUUUGCAACCCCCAGGACUGUACCCCACCAGGCUCCCCUGUCCAUGGGAUUCUCCAGGCAAGAAUAUUGGAGUGGGUUUCCAUGUCCUCCUCCCGGGGAUCUUCCUGACCCAGGGAUCAAACCUGCAUCUCCUGAAUUGGCAGGCAGAUUCUUUGCCACUGAGCUGCCAGGGAAGCCAAAUUACUGUGUAAAUGUUACUUAUGACCCAUGAGACUGGACAUGGUGUCAUCUCCCCUAAACUGUCCCCCGUGUCUAUGAAUGAUGCUGUGACAGGUCGUUCCAUUGCUUUGAAAGACAACACACCAGGAUUAUGGGGAGAUUUGAGCCAGAUGGGCCUUUGCCUCACCUUGGGGUCAGGUAGAAGCUUCUGGUUUUCUGAUUUCUUUGUGUCCGUCAUCUGAUGUGACACGGACAGUGGGGGAGGGAGGUGUACACACAGAGAGGAGCUAACUCCCUCAGUGAACGAAUGAGACCCAGUAAGUGACUGUGACAGCACUUUUGCUUGGCCACCAAGAGAUUCUAGGCAUGUUUGCAGUUCAGGACCCAUCCUUCUACCCAGUCUAUAUUUUCUGUGGUCCUGAUGCUUUAUUUCUUAUUUAUAUUUGACUAUUCAUUGCAUGCAGUUCCUGUGAGCUGUCUCAGAUCCUCUCUGGAACAAGGUGGGGAAUGCAUUAAUAUUUAAAAUAAAAUAAACAAAAUGUC
Molecule: messenger RNA, 10082 nt
Organism: Dama dama (fallow deer)
Lineage: Eukaryota; Metazoa; Chordata; Mammalia; Artiodactyla; Cervidae
Gene: PSD4
Product: pleckstrin and Sec7 domain containing 4
Exons: 17
Coding region: 369-3434 (1021 amino acids)
Biological process (GO): regulation of ARF protein signal transduction
Cellular component (GO): ruffle membrane
Molecular function (GO): guanyl-nucleotide exchange factor activity; phospholipid binding; protein binding
Source: RefSeq, a predicted model, not a curated record